AUGAUAAUUGAUACGACAGAAGUACAAACUAUCAAUUCUUUUUCUACAUCGGAAUCCUUAAAAGAGGUCCAUGGACUCAUAUGGACUUUUGUACCCAUUUUAAUCCUUAUAUUGGGAAUUACAAUAGGGGUACUAGUAAUUGUGUGGUUGGAAAGAGAAAUAUCUGCAGCGCUACAACAACGUAUUGGGCCUCAAUAUGCUGGCCCCUUGGGAAUUCUUCAAGCUUUGGCAGAUGGAACUAAACUACUUUUAAAAGAAGAUCUUCUCCCGUCUAGAGGAGAUCUUCGUUUGUUUAGUAUUGGACCGUCUAUAGUAGUCAUAUCGAUUCUAGUAAGUUAUUUAGUAAUCCCUUUUGGGUAUCGCCUUGUUUUAGCCGAUCUCAGUAUAGGUGUUUUUUUAUGGAUCGCCAUUUCAAGUAUUGCUCCUAUUGGGCUUCUUAUGUCGGGGUAUGGAUCGAAUAAUAAAUAUUCUUUUUCAGGUGGUCUGCGAGCUGCUGCUCAAUCCAUUAGUUAUGAAAUACCAUUAACUCUAUGUGUAUUAUCAAUAUCUCUACUAUCUAAUAGUUCAAGUACAGUUGAUAUAGUUGAAACACAGUCCAAAUAUGGUUUUGGGGGGUGGAAUCUGUGGCGUCAGCCCAUAGGAUUUAUGGUUUUCAUAAUUUCUUCUCUAGCUGAAUGUGAGAGAUUGCCCUUUGAUUUACCAGAAGCGGAAGAAGAAUUAGUAGCAGGUUAUCAAACGGAAUAUUCAGGUAUCAGAUUUGGUUUAUUUUAUCUUGCUUCGUACCUAAAUCUAUUAGUUUCUUCAUUAUUUGUAACGAUUCUUUACUUAGGUGGGUGGAAGUUAUCUAUUCCAUAUAUAUCUGUUCCUGAACUUUUCGGAAUAAAAAAAAUAGCUGGAGUCUUUGGAAUGACAAUUGGUAUCCUUGUUACAUUAGCUAAAGCUUAUUUGUUUAUAUUCAUUUCUAUCACAACAAGAUGGACUUUACCCAGGAUGAGAAUGGACCAGCUAUUAAAUCUUGGAUGGAAAUUUCUUUUACCUAUUUCUUUGGGUAAUCUAUUAUUGACAACUUCUUCUCAACUUAUUUCACUAUAA
Molecule: messenger RNA, 1092 nt
Organism: Zingiber officinale
Lineage: Eukaryota; Viridiplantae; Streptophyta; Magnoliopsida; Zingiberales; Zingiberaceae
Source: the annotation of a RefSeq genome assembly